Molecule: messenger RNA, 6534 nt
Organism: Engraulis encrasicolus (European anchovy)
Lineage: Eukaryota; Metazoa; Chordata; Actinopteri; Clupeiformes; Engraulidae
Gene: ctdp1
Product: CTD (carboxy-terminal domain, RNA polymerase II, polypeptide A) phosphatase, subunit 1
Exons: 15
Coding region: 196-3498 (1100 amino acids)
Cellular component (GO): nucleus
Molecular function (GO): RNA polymerase II CTD heptapeptide repeat phosphatase activity
Source: RefSeq, a predicted model, not a curated record
GCGAACGAACCUGAACCCCUGACCAUCCAACACCGAGGAGUGCGAUAUUGCUGUGCACUUUGUAGGACUCGUUUUUCCCACUGGCCGUCGGAGGCCCGUUUGAAUUAUUUCUAUUUCACUUAUAUUUGGGCAUCAACAACUUGCCUUUGAAUUCUCGGCUGACUGAAGUUAGUAGGGAUUCAGAGUGCACGGCAGAUGGAGGACCCUGCAGACUCAGGCGGCGGUGGUGCAGCAGCUCCAGAGGGCCCCACAGCGGGACUGAUGGAGGUACGCUGCCCACCAGGAGCUUGCCCUUUGCGGCUACUGGAGUGGAAAGUUAAGCCUGGCUCGUUUGUCAAUGUGGAUUCGGUACUUGCACUGUGCGCCCCUAUUCGACCUGCGGAGGAGAGUGAAGCAGGAGUGCGGGAGCAGGCGAACAGACUGCCUGAAAAGAAGGUGAAAUCGGACCGUGCAGGAGUUGUGAAGGAGCUGUGCUGUCAAGUUGGACAAGUCAUUUCGCCUGGUGGUGUGGUGGCACGGAUCGAGGAAUGCAGCCAUCCCAUAGUGAUGAAGGGCAUGUGUGCCGAGUGUGGGAAGGACCUCGCACAGCUGCAGAGCAAGAAUGGGAAGCAGCAAGUCCAGACCUCCACGGCAAACGUCUCCAUGGUGCACAGUGUUCCGGAACUGAUGGUCAGCUCUGAGCAAGCGGAGCUUCUUGGUCGUGAGGAUCAGCAGCGUCUCCAUAGAAACCGGAAGCUGGUGCUGAUGGUGGACCUGGACCAGACUCUCAUACACACCACAGAACAACACUGCAGACGCCUAGCCAACAAGGGCAUCUUCCAUUUCCAGCUGGGCCGGGGGGAGCCCAUGCUUCAUACGCGCCUGCGGCCGCACUGCAAGAACUUCCUGGAGAAGAUCGCCAAGCUCUACGAACUGCACGUCUUCACUUUCGGCAGCAGGCUAUACGCCCAUACCAUAGCAGGUUUUCUGGAUCCUGAAAAGAAGCUGUUCUCCCACCGCAUCCUGUCCAGAGAUGAGUGCAUCGACCCUUACUCUAAAACAGGAAACUUAAGGAACUUGUUUCCGUCGGGGGACAACAUGGUGUGCAUCAUCGAUGACCGCGAGGACGUGUGGAAGUUCGCGCCCAAUUUGGUGACGGUGAAGAAGUAUGUCUACUUCCAGGGCACCGGUGACAUCAACGCACCGCCUGGAUCCCGAGAGGCCACCAGGAAGGGAGCGCAAGCAGGCAAGGUGGCAGACGGCACGGCAGAGUCCACAGACGCCACGGCGACCACAUCAGCAUCGGAGGAGCAGAGCAAUGGCCUCAGGAAACGGGCGCGGGACCGACACGCACAACCACCGCCCUCCACCUCCACGUCCUCCACUCAGGGAAACAACGACAGGACUCAGGGGGAGGCAGAGGGGGAGGGGGGGUCAGGAGAGGUCAAGGGGGAGGUGGAGGCCCAGUCGAGGGUCGGGGGUGACGAUAUGACGGAGGCGGAAAGGAAAGGGGACGCAGGGAGUAGCGGGAGCAGCAGCAGCAGUGCUGCCACAAAGGAGAGCCGGCCGCAGGAGAAGGAGUCGGAAGGAGCCGAGAAGACCAACGCAAGCACAGAACAUACAGCAGGGACGACCACCACCACCACGUCUACAAACGAUCUAGACUUCAACUUGUCCAGUGACAGCGACGAGGAGAGCGACUUGGAAACCAAGGCGGCGAGUCCGCAGCCGGCCCAGGGCUCAGGAGACCCGGCUUCAGCCGCCAGCAAAGAGGAGAGUGGCGAUAGCGGCGAAAAGAGGAAAGAGGCGAGCGAGGAGCGCGACGGGCCGUCGACGAGAGAGCUGGGCAACGGAGACAGCCCGCAGAGCUCUGAAAAACAGGCCAGAGCGUCCUCCACAGCGAAAAGCGAAAGCUCCGGUGACCCGAGCACGACCGACAACCCCAUCGAUGAGGACGAUGUGGAUAUGGGCGACGAUGAGGAAGAUGAUGAUGAGGAGGACGAAGACGACGAGGAGGAAGAUCGUGACCAUGACGACCACCUGAUCUACCUGGAAGAGGUGUUAAGGCGUGUCCAUGGCGAGUACUACUCUCGCUACGACGCCUACCUGAGCCACAACGGAGCAGGCGCAGCAGGAUCAGCAGCAUCGGCGGCGGCGGCGGCUUCUGACGCGGAGCAGCCCGACAUGCGUAAGAUUGUGCCGGAGCUGAAGGGGCGUGUGCUGGCAGGCACCACCGUGGUGUUCAGCGGGCUCUAUCCCACCAACUACCCCAUGGAGCGCACGCGCGAGUUCUACCACGCCAGGGCGCUGGGGGCGCGCAUUGCGCGCAGCCUGGUGCUCACCCCCAAAGAGCCCGACAGCACCACACACCUCAUCGCCGCACGCGCAGGUACGGAUAAGGUGCGUCAGGCGCUGCGUUGUAAACACCUGCACGUGGUGAAUCCUGAUUGGCUGUGGGGUUGCCUGGAAAGAUGGGAGAAGGUGCAGGAACAACUGUACCCAAUAAAGGAGGACUACAGCAAAGGAGCCAGGAGUAGUAGCCCCGCCUUCUUCCCCGACCCCCCUUUCUCGCCUCCUCUCCAUGGGCCCCCCCAGCCUGACUCCGCUCCUCGCCCCCCGCCCCCAGAGGUGCGCACCUACGACCCCGUCACUGGCAAGCUGAACCGACACCACCCUCCACCCACUUCCUUCCCCACCCAUCACCACCACCAGCAGCAACCUCGGCCGCCCCCUCCAGAGGUGCGUACGUACGACCCUGUGACGGGGAAGCUGAUCCGGAGAGGACCCCAGCAGCACAAGUCGUCCUACGGCCACGCUGGACCUUCCUCAUCAUCAUCAUCAUCAUCAUCAUCAUCACGGUCGACAUUCAGCAGUGGCCAGUCCCCAGACGACGAGCAGCCUGGACCCUCCAAACGAAACCGCCAGCCCAGCAUGUCAGAAACGAACCCCCUGUACAUGCUCUGCAAAGAGGACCUGGAUGAUAUGGAUAAAGAGGUGGACGAUAUCCUGGGCGAGGAGAGCGACAACGAGAGUGACGAGCAGCGAAAAGAGGAGGAGGAGAAGAUGGAAGUGGAGGGAGGAGGAGGAGGUAGGGGAGGAGCUGAUGAGGAGGAGGAGGAGAAGCCUCAGACGAGCCAACAGAGUUUGGCAGCUAUGCACCAUCACCACCACCAGCAGCAGCAGCAGCAGCAGCAGCAGCAGGCCACGCCAACAGCAGCGGGCCCCAGUGCCAGGGAGGAGCGCAGACACGCACAGCCCAGCCACGGAGCCUGUCUGGCGGGCAGCGAUCCCAGGGGUCAGAAGCGAAAGCUGGAGUCAACGCGAGAGGAGGAGGAGGACGACGACGAGAAGGAGGAGAAGGAGGACAAAAGUACAAAGGCCGAAGAGAAAGAGAAGGAAGAUAAGGCUCCUUCGAAUAGCCAGUCCAGCAAAGACUCCAGCGAUGAUGAUGAGGAUGACGACGAUGAUGAGGACGAGAUGGCCGCAGCCCUGGAGGCGGAGUUAAACGACUUCAUGUGAGGAAGGGGGAGGGCCUAAAGGACUUCAUGUGUGAAGAAGGGGGAGGAGACUUCUCUAAUUGGUCUAGUCGUCAUGGGAGGGAGAGGGACUCCAAGAGGACCUUGCUCUUUUUUUACUUCUUUUUUUUCCCUUCUCCAUCAACCCUCCCCUCCUUCUCCCCUUCCGGUAUGUCAGCCUCCCUGUGGCAAACUGCACUGCCCAGACUCCUGGUACCCAGCGUAGGGGAGCCUUGUGUGUAUGUAUGCGUAUGUGUGUAUGUACGCGUGUGCGUGCUAUGUGUUAACUUCUCAGAUGAGAAUUAAUGAAGAGUCCUUUGUUUUUUUGUACAGUAUAUAGUUCUUUAGUAUACAGUACUAUUUCAGGUGGGAUUGAAUGACCUGUUUAACACAUUCCAAGUGUUGACAUGGUUUAAAAAAAAUAGAAGAAGAAAUAAGUGGUAAUUUUUGAAUUCGUUUAGAUUUGUUUGUGGGUAUUUUUUCUAUGACUUUUUAUACAAAUUAAAUUUGGAAAACAAAAACAUGAGAAAUGCUGAUGUGUAAUGGGAUGUGUUGGGUUCCGUCAUGCCAAAGAGCCUGAAGACAGGUCCCGAUGGACCAGCAGCUACAACUCCACAAACUUUUACGGGUCAAUGAUGGGGUUUUUGGGCUCAGGCGUCAGGUGGUUCAACCACAGCUCAUUCCCAUAAAUUAAUUAAUUGAUAAUUGGUAAUACAUGUACAGCAAUGAUAUAUAUGCUUCUCAGAUGAUCCUCUAAAAUAAAAUGUCAUUUAAUCCAUACAAUAGUGGCAUUAGCUGUGGUUGCACCAUCCUGACAUGUGCUACAACUAAAACAUUGUUGACCCUUGCACAGUGAUGGACAACGUGGAUUCAGGAGCUAUAACCCAGUGCCACAUAUUCCAAAAGACCGUAUUUUACUUUUACUGUAGCCUCCCAUUUGGGGCAAUUGAGAUCAGUGAAACCAGUGUCCGUUAGAAAAUGUGGCACUGGAUGUAGCUUCUGAAUUCAGGUUUCUCAUCACUGAAUAGAAUAGUAGAAUAGAAUAGAAAAAUACUUGCAUUUUUGGUGUGUGUGUGUGUGUGUGUAACUGAGUUUCUUUUUAGAGGAUUGAUUGUUCUUUACCAGCCAAGAGUGAACCCUGAGACGCCUGAAUGUGAUUGACACCAGUCUGAUCUUUUCAUGUUUUCAUUUCUGUUUCUCUCCCUCUCCCUCUCUCUCUUUCUCUCUCUCUCUCUCUCUCUCUCUCUCUCUCUCUCUCUCUCUCAGUCUCACUCUCACUCUCCUUGCUUUCUUUUGUUUUUAGCUUUUGUAACACAGUAGGUAUCCACUUCCUGAAGGUCUUAUUGUCAAAGGAUGCGUCCUUUAAAAAAGCUCCUCCUGUCCAACAUAGCGUGAGAAGAAUAUAGGAUGUGCCCUUUAAUAACAGCUCCUCCUGUCUUACCGAGUGAGAGAGAGGAGUUAGUUGAGAGUGCUUGACUUGGUCUUUGACGAGAAAAGAGAAAGAAGCCAACUUUGCAGAAGUUAACAACAGGUGCUGUCCUUCAUACAGUAGUCUGUGAGGAGUAUAGGAUGCACAGCUCUACAACUGUACUGUCCCAGUCUCGCCUGAAGCCCUGUAAGUUAGUAAGUUAGUCUUAACACACAGGUGACACAGGUAAUAUUGCUCAGUAGAUGCUCCCUAACGUUACUACUUUGCCUCCCGCACACAUUGAACAAAUUACUGUCCGAUUUAGGAUCCUAAUUUCCACCCAUGAGCUGCUGUGUCAGUAUGCAUUCAUUAGUGUAAGCUUAUUGAUGUACAUCAGGGAUGGGCAGCUGGAGGCCCAGCUUCCAUCACAGUGUAGUUUCAUCAAAUCAGUUGGUUGUCCAUGUCUUGCUAGAAACCACAUCCCUGCACUGUGGUCACCUGUGGUGAAGGUCAUGAGACCAGCAGUCAAGGUGUUGUGUAGUAGUGAUGGGUGCGAUCGAGGCGUAAGGUGAAGAUAGUCACGACCAGGAGUCAAGGGUUUUGUUUUUUUUGUUCUAAUAUCCUAACUCCCGUCCUCCCUGGUGCUUGUGGCCUCCUGUUGACAUCACAAGACAUCAUUGUCUUGCAAAAGGGCAAAUCAAAUGUAAUUUUCUCAUUUGCAAUUUGGAUGUUGAAUGGGGAAUAGUCCCCCAAAAAGUUGUUGUGACUAGUGCGACAGCGGGGAAAUGUUUUCUCCGUGGAGGUGGAGCGUCGGCAAAAGCGCGAGGCCACGGAGGCCGCGGAAUGGAGCGAAUUAGAAUAAUUAGAAAGAACCCAAGGUGAGGUGUAGAGAUGACCAUGACCAGGGCAUGAGGUAAAGUUAUUUGCGGCCAGGGUGUAAGGUGAAGUAAGUCAUGACCAGGCCGUGAGGCAGUAGUCUCCAAAUAGAAGCCCGUGGGCCAGAUCCGGCCCGGGCAUGGCAAACAUUUGGCCCGACAUGAGUAUGGAACAAAUGAAAACAUAUGUGUGUGCUAUCUGUAACCAUGCAUUCAGGCGAUUUGUUUGGCCCUCAGCAUCAUUUGCGCUACAUAAUUUGGCCCUCGGGGGAAAAAUAAUUGGAGGCCACUGCCGUAAGGUGUAGUGAUUGUGGCAACCAGGGCUUAAGAUGCGGCAAGUCACAUUCAGGGCUUAAGGUGAGGUGUGGUGAUAGUCAUGAUCUGAGCUACAGGUAAGGUCCUGAUUGGAUUUUCCUUUUAAGAUAGGUUGAAGUGCUGAUUUCUGAUUGGUUUAGCUCGUACCACUGUGAAAUGGGAUUGGCUGGUAGCCAAGCGAUGUCCCACCCAUGUUUUCUGCUUUUCCUGGCGUCUGGCAGGUGAAUUUUUUAUAAAAAAAAUUAACGUUGAAAAACAUUUAAAAGCUCAGCAUUGUGUUUUACUGCUUCACUGAUGUUGCGUUGUUUUUCCUUCUUCUUUUUAGCCUUUGUGUUGUUUUUAUUUUUCAAAGCAAAGACUGAUGUAAGAUAUUUGUACAUUCUAUUUCAUACUUGACCCAAGGAAAAGACGAAAAAAGCAUUUCAUUAAAUAAAGAUUUGUU